CUCAGCCUGGUGGAGAUGACAGAAAUAGAAUACACACAGCUUCAGCAUAUACUCUAUUCCCAUAUGGAGGCCCAGUCAAAUGAAAAUGAAGUGGAAAGUAGGUUAAACUUGAAUUGCUUCUCAACCAACAAUUCUGCAAAUCAGUCCCAUUACUUGUCGUCAUCUACUAGCAGUCAAGGUGGCUUCUCAUCAAACAGCUCUGGAAACCAGUCUCUCUACCCCAUUAUCUGCCAGUCUGGCUUGACUUCUGACAGCAGUUUCACAGGGCCUAAUCAAUGUCUAGGGCACAUUGAUUUUCAAGAGCUAAGGAUGAUGUUGCUUAGUGAAUCUAGCCUACCACCAGGCCAAGCUGAAAAAGCACCAAAUGGGAACUCCAUAGAUAUCAACGGGCAAAAUUUAGUAAAAUUAAAAUAUAGUGAAACCUCGGGCAGCAUAAAUAAAGAAAAUGUAGUUGCAGAAACUUUAGCAGCAGUUCCUGAAUCCAGAACCAAAUCUGCAGUCCGUGUUCGGUUAGAAGACAGAUUCAACAGUCUCCAGACUGAAAUUCCCAGGUGCCAAGAAACUCAAGAAACUGGAGUAGCUCUUAACAAUUUAGUAACCCUCAUUCGCCAUCCUUCAGAAGCGAUGGGUGUUCCUCUCCACCAGCAGCAGAAUAAAUGUACUGCUUUAGUGAAAAAUAGGACCGCUGCUACUGCCACCACUGCAUUGCAAUUCACAUGCCCGGUCUUUACACCAAACACGGCUUCUCCUGCAACUGGAAACACCAAUGCUGCACAAGCGCAGUCAUCAAGCUCUGGAGCCAGUGUUGUAGAAACAGUCAAACAUCAAGACCUUGCAUUGCCUCGAGCUUUUUCUGUAUGUUACCAGCAAGAAAUUGAAACUAGCAAACAAACAGUUGGUGCCAGAAAUAAAGCUGUACCUGAACAUGUUUGGAUUAAAUUGGGAGUAAAAAAGAAGGAAUUUGAAACUGUAUUCUGUGGUAAAACAGGCAGAAGGCUAAAAUUAACGAGAUCAGAUCCCAUAGCAACCUGUGCAACCCAGGAGAUCACACAGAAUAAUACAUCUACAGACAUGAAAUAAUACAAUCCUCAUAUUCAAGAGCUCUUGAAAAAUAAUCCAGGAUGUCUAAACCUAAACUCACCGACUGGACUUUUCUUAUAAUAUGGUUGACUAUAUCUCUAUCUCUAUGUCUCUCUCUAUAUUGUUCAAGACUAGUAAAUGCUACUCCCCAUCCCAUUUCUAUUUUUUGAUUUUGUUUUAUCAAAUAUAUAUAAUAAUUAAAAUGCUGCCUAUGUAGCAACCUGUUCUUUCCCCUCUUGCUCAUAUAUAUGAAUUAUAAAUUAAAUUUAUAUAAAUUAAUAGAUGUGCCAUAAGAAACCAGUUUUGC
Thamnophis sirtalis is the source of this 1387-nucleotide messenger RNA. NCBI's taxonomy places the organism in Eukaryota, Metazoa, Chordata, Lepidosauria, Squamata, Natricidae. The record is from RefSeq and is a predicted model, not a curated record.